Molecule: messenger RNA, 2104 nt
Organism: Bombyx mandarina (wild silkworm)
Lineage: Eukaryota; Metazoa; Arthropoda; Insecta; Lepidoptera; Bombycidae
Gene: Ist1
Product: increased sodium tolerance 1-like protein
Biological process (GO): protein transport
Source: RefSeq, a predicted model, not a curated record
CAUAGUUCAUACAAUACAACACUAUCUAAUUGUAUUACUCAUCGACUCGAUUCGUCCGUCCGCUUAUUUUUUUGGUUUGUUGGAAUAACAAAAAUAAUAGCUAAAAAAUUAUUGAAAAAACAAGAUGUUUUCGACAAAUCCAAAUUACACCAAACUCAAAACCCAUUUGAGAUUAGCGAUAAACCGUCUAAAAUUAUUGGAGAAGAAGAAAACGGAAUUAGCGCAGAAAUCACGGAAAGAGAUUGCUGAAUACAUAGCUUCAGGUAAAAGUGAACGUGCCAAAAUAAGAGUGGAGCACAUAAUAAGAGAGGACUACAUGGUAGAGGCUAUGGAAAUAGUAGAAAUGUACUGUGACUUGAUACUAGCUAGGUUUGGUCUUGUCACUCAGAUGAAGGAACUCGAUGAAGGUCUUGCUGAAGCUAUAUCCACUCUGAUAUGGGUAGCUCCUAGGAUGCACACAGAUGUACAAGAAUUAAAAAUAAUAUCUGACUUGCUCACUGCAAAAUAUGGAAAGGUGUAUGCUGAUGCAUGUAGAGGCGAGAAUGUGAACACAAUAAGUGACAAAUUGAAGCACAAAAUGUCUGUGCACAGUCCACCUAAAAUAUUAGUUGAGAAAUAUCUCAUUGAAAUUGCUAAGAAUUACAAUGUUGAGUACACCCCUGAUGAACAAGUUAUGAGGGCAGAAGAGGGUCAUGAUGCGCUACUGAUAGAUGUAAAUGGACCUCCAAUGCCUCCGGGUUUCAUUGGUUAUCCUCCACAACCAACAAUGCAGAUGCCUAAUCUACCACCUCCAACUGUACAACCCUUUACCUAUCCGACUGAAGCGUCUGGUGGAAAAGCGGGUGGCUUCAUAGCGACGCCACCAGCAAGUUAUGGAGUUCCGAACCAGCCUCCGAUCGGGUACGCCAUGCCUCCUGGGACAGACUCUAAGAAUUUUAGCAAUAGUUUUCUACAGGAGGAAAUGAGCAAUUUACCACCCGCUUAUGACAGCAUCCAUCACGAUUUGCCUGCCCACGUGCCCACACCGCAGCCGAGGUCAAGGGCGCCGCCAUCGAACUAUUUCCCGGAACUGCCUGAGCUUCCCUCCGUGCCGUCCGACUUGGUUCUACCCUCAGUCCCAAACAGCAACAACUCGAACACUUCCAACAACGCCGCGAACGCUCCUGGUCCCUCUGAUGAGAUCGAUUUCGAUGAUCUGAACCGGCGGUUUGAAGAGUUGAAGAAGAAAAAGUAAACUAUCGGCUCACGUCAUUAAUGCUAGUUCCACAUGUUUGAAACAACUUAAAGUUUCAUGACGUAUUGUAAUGUCAUCUUCAUUAUUGAAAAUUCUUUUAGUAAUCAAGUCAGUAUUAUUAAAUAUUAUACUAUAAAAACCGUCUGAAGCGACAUCUAUACUUUAAACACAUUAACUAAGCAAUGAAUAGAUAGCAAAGUAUAGAGUAUCAUGCUUAAGUUGUUUCAAUCAUAGUUAGAACAUCAUAUAUUAUUAAAUAUAAUAUUUUUUUACAAAUAUAAAAUUAUAUGCUUAUGCCACGAUAUAUCAAUAUAUUGAUGAAGCAUGCUAGAGAAUAACACUGCGUAGGUCAUAUCCAUUAACUAGUAUACAUCAUGCCCGAGUCUCAAGUAUAUAAUUGUAUUUUUUUAAAGUUUAAGCAAUUAACUUUUGUGUAAUAAAUAUAAUCAGAGCAAUUUUUUUCUCAAUUUAAAUCUGAAUUAUAGCUGUAUUGUAUUUGUAACUAAUGGUGCUCAAUUUCUGAUUUUGAUUUGGUAAAUUGAUUGGUUAGCUAAAAAAACUGACUACAACUAAAUUUGUUACUUAGCACAUGAAUUAUGUAACUUCAAUGAACAUUUUUCUAUUCUAAUUUUUUAUAGUACACUUGUAUAAUAUUAUUAUGAUUAUUGUGAUGUAAUGUGGUUUUAUGUAGCUCACGAAGAGCAAAUAAUAUAAUGUAAAUAUGUAUGAAUUAGUUGUAAAAUUAAAGAUUUUGUUAUUUUUAUUACAAUUUAUAUUAAUUCAAAUAUUACAAAAAAAAAAGAAAAAACGUUUAUUCACAAGCAUAGUAUCUGUGAAACUCGACAUAUGAAAAAUACACAUUUCAUUAAA